AAUACUAAAAUAAUCCGCACGAGGGCGCCAACGUUUCAAACGUGGAAGGCGUUUAUAACUAACGUGAUUGAACUGCCAUCGUUUUCUUACUUUGACGGACUCUCACCAGGUCUUCUUUCCCUUUAAUUUCAGGCAUAACUUCGGAAAUCUCGGCAGGUUAAACCAAAUUUACAGCAUAACUUUAACAACCAACUCAGUAUCAAACAAAAGCCCAACCGGAGCGCAACAAAGUGUCAAUCACACUCACAAUAGUCCUUUCACGCAAUCGUCUUGUUUCGUUUGGAAACCUGUCUGCUGCAUCCAGCGACGCGAUGCGACCAACGCGGAACGCUUCCGAGUGUAUGAAGUUACUAAUUAGCAGUUUUGUAGCGUCACGUCGCGUCGCUCUCAGCGUAACAUCGUCUUUAAGAGAUUUUAAUAGGAUUAUGAUCGUAAAUCUCCUCGUCCGUCAGUGUCGUGUCACUGGAUACAAUUGUCACUUUCUUUCGAGCGUGUUCAGACGCGUUUACUGUAGAGGCGGAGCUGGAGCGCGUACAGUGCUCAUAUUAUCGCUUCAUAACGCGUGGACUGGAGUAUAAAACAGUGAAUGGGGAAGCUCAAGUUCACAGUUUGAUCUGACAGGUCCAGGAGUGCGUGUUUUUCAAGUUCGGUCACGAUACAUAAACGCUUCGAUUCACGACAAUGGCUGAACAUUGCGAAAACAGUGGAAAACCUGUAUUUGAUAAGCCUAAGAUUGAGCUACACGUGCAUCUUGAUGGUGCGUUUCGAAUAGAGACCAUUUUAGAUGUGGCAAAGAGGAGAAAAAUCACUCUACCCGUCGAAGAUAAAAUGAGAAAUCUGUGCACAGUAGCUGAGCCGUCCUCACUUAAAGAAUUCCUUGGCAAGUUCAAUCACUACAUGCAUGUCAUUGCGGGUGAUAGAGAAGCCAUCAAAAGAAUAGCUUAUGAGUUUGUGGAGACAAAAGCCAAAGAGGGAGUGAUCUACGUUGAAGCGAGAUACAGCCCUCAUCUCCUGGCCAACAGCGGUGUGGUUCCUAUACCGUGGAACCAAACAAAAGGAGACAUUACUCCAGAUGAGGUGGUGAAUCUGGUGACCCAGGGGUUUAGCGAGGGGGAGAAGGCCUUCAAAACCAAAGUCAGGUCCAUUCUGUGCUGCAUGCGUCAUGAACCAAGUUGGUCUAUGGACGUCAUCGAGCUUUGUAAGAAGUAUCGAAAUGAUGGAGUUGUGGGAAUAGACCUAGCAGGAGAUGAAUCCUUGAACUGUGAGUCAAAGCCAGAUCACAAGAAGGCUUUUGAGGAAGCAGUCAAAAGUGAUGUGCACAGAACAGUACACGCAGGAGAAGUGGGCCCUCCAUCUGUGGUUAAAGAGGCUGUUGACGUUCUAAAAGCAGAACGCAUUGGACAUGGAUACCACACAAUUGAAGAUGAAGCUCUAUACAAAAAACUGCUUAAAGACAACAUGCAUUUUGAGAUGUGUCCUGUCUCCAGUAAGCUGACAGGAGCUUGUGACCCUGAUUUUACGAAACACCCUCUCAUCAGAUUUAAACAGGACAAAGCCAACUACUCCCUGAAUACAGAUGACCCUAUGAUCUUCAACUCCACCCUUAACUCAGACUACCAGGUGGCACAGAAAUACAUGGGUUUUACUGAAGAGGAUUUCAAGAGAUUGAAUAUAAAUGCAGCGAAGUCUUGCUUCCUUCCCACAAAGGAGAAAGAGGAGCUUCUUUAUCAGCUCUAUAAGGCUUAUGACAUGGUGAACGACACCAGCUUUUGAGCCUCCCACCGCUUUAUACAGAGACGCAGUCUGCAGAGCCUUUUGAGAUGUUUGCCUUUACAUGAAUGUGAGAGUGGGCCCAGAGUCCUUGAAGCGUGACUCAAAUAUCUGGAGAACUCUAUGAAAUAUUUUGUAAACGACACAAAAUUCAUGGCAACUUUGACAUUUAGAAGUACACGUGCGCUCUGUCCACAUAAAAGUUGCAUUUGUCACAUUAAUAUUACAUUUUAGCUUGCUGUAUUUUUUCAUCAAAUGCUGUCGUCUAGGAGCUUGAGGGACAUUUUUCUCAUUGCAUUUUAAUGUUUAUAAUCUAAAUAUAUUGUAUUUGAUUGCAUAUGAUCUAAUGGAUGUAAUGUAUAACCCACUAUACUUCACGUUCUCAACAGUAUAUGGGCCUUUCUACAGAAUCGGUGCAAAAUCAGUUGCAAACAUCUUGAGUAAAUUGGGGGGUUUCCAGACUUUUUUAUGCAUAUUGUAUUAUAUCAAAGGUACACAUUUUUAGUAAUUGUGAAGUUCAUUUUCAUAUUGAAAUUUCAGAAAGUUUUGGAUUAUCUUUUCCCUCCCCAAAUUUUGUCACUACCGAAACACAAUAAUAUAUAAUUUAAUAAGGAUUAUAUUUACAUAUUAAGGUUUUGUCUAAAGUGGUCAUAUGACACGGCUAAAAUGAAUAUUAUCCUUUGUUUUAGAUGUUAUUCGACGUGUAUACACAAUUUAAGGUUAAAAAACACUGUGUUUUCCACAUACCGUGCAUGUUUGGAUCUCUGAAUUGCGCAGAUUUUUAACAAAGCUCAUCGCUCUGAAAAGCGAGGUGCGCUAUGAUUUACCAUUUAAAAUAUCUACUAAAAAACCUACAGCUCACAUACUAUAUCACUACUAAAAUACUAAAGAGUUUUGUUUAUUAGUUUUUUUGUAUGUGGGACAACAGUUUGCACGAAGUCUGUAGAAUGGCCCAUAUGUGCCCAGAAACCAUGGAAGAUGUGAGAAAAAAGUUUGUGAAUCUUAAGAACGUAAUGAAGUUUAGCAAAAACAUUUUGUUGUACAAAAUUAUUCAGGACUGUGUAUGAAAGGUGCUAUAUGAAUACAUUAAAUGGUAUAUUACAUAGUAUGUUAAAUACAUUACACCUGUACUUAUGUAUUUCACCAACGUCAUCAACCCGUAUCAUUAAACCUGAUUGCUGUGGUGCUUGUUUGAUAUACAGUAUAUAAACUAUAGGGUAACACUAUAAUAACCACUUUGUUGCCCUACCUUUGUUCUAACACCAGAGGGCAUUUACCAAUAGACUUACCUCAGGAAUUGUGUUUCAUCUAUCUAAAGGCUUAGAAUAAGAUUGCUAGUUAAUAAUCAGACUAGUGAAGAAAAAUGGUCAGGGCUGCAUUUUGUGAUGUAUAAUAUGAAAUGCAUUAAACAGUUGCAACAUAA
This is a messenger RNA of Triplophysa dalaica, 3193 nucleotides long. RefSeq names its product adenosine deaminase (gene ada). The coding region runs from base 682 to 1773 and encodes 363 amino acids. NCBI's taxonomy places the organism in Eukaryota, Metazoa, Chordata, Actinopteri, Cypriniformes, Nemacheilidae. Gene Ontology annotation, cellular component: external side of plasma membrane; cytosol. Gene Ontology annotation, molecular function: adenosine deaminase activity. The record is from RefSeq and is a predicted model, not a curated record. The transcript is spliced from 11 exons. Gene Ontology annotation, biological process: T cell activation; adenosine catabolic process; negative regulation of adenosine receptor signaling pathway.